GUAUUUAAAGCCAGGCAGUGCCUGCCUGCCUUUCCUCUUCCUCUGGCUUCCGAGGAAGAGCUCUGGCUGUGUUGCUGGCUUUGUUGCCCGGCUGCUGCUGUCACUGUGCCUUACUUGCUGCUUUUGCUGUGGACCCUGCUUUCUGCUCUGGUGGAGCUGCUGCCACCCCCACCCCCCGACCCCUGCUGCUUCUGUGGACCCCUCUGGAUUACCUUGCCGUGUCCCUUUUUUCUUUGGAUUAUCCUACCCUAGUGGGAUUGCCUUGCUGUGCCUGCUUUUUUUUUUUAAUUACCCUAAUUGAAUUACCUUCCUUGCUGUGGACUGCCUAGUCAGGUCGGAUUGGUGAGACACACACACACACCUCAUUUUGUAAUUUUAAGCUGAUCACUUGGAUAGUUUGGUUCUUUUAGGUUUAGAGUUUGGAAAGUGUUGACCUUUUUGUUUUUGUGUAGUUUUAGGUUGGGAGUUUUAACUGGUUUUUAAAAUGCUUUCGGGGUUUGGUCUAAUUUCAGUGCUUUUGGUGUCAUUUUAGGUUCCGUCUUGGUUGAUCUUUUGUGCUUUGGGUGUUUAGUUGGUUUCUUUUAAAUAGGGCCUAGUUGAAGGGAAAGGAUGUCCAGGAGGGUGUCUGGCAGGGCUAGGAGCAGAGAGGAGGGAGGUAAGGAUGAUGCUGGUUUCGGGUGAGGGUGGUGAGAGGGGCCGACUCCCCAAGUCACCAAAGUCCGCCUAGGCCGUUGCAAGCAGGCUCACGUUUCUAGUGACUCCUGCAACUGCCGUGCAACCACCUAUGGUAGCUGAGAUGGAAGUAGCACACUCCUACCAGGGAGGUGGUGAACCAGAAAACAGGUCUUUUACAUUGCCUUUAUAAACCUCAUGGUGAUAUAAUGGAAUGGAAGGCUACAUAGUACUCUAACAGAAGCAAAGAGUAGUGCAUGCAGCUAAAUUAAGUGGAAGGAUGCAAAAUUUGGUCUCUGCAGGUGAUAUUGGGAAGGAUGAUAUUCAGAAUUCCUUCUGCACAAUGCAAAAGCAAUUAUAGAAACCAUUCCCCAAGUCGAUCCCAGUGUAAAAAGUAGCUUACCUUAUUCAGCUAAUUUCAGUGGCAGGAUUUUUAAUGCAAAAAUUGUAGGCAACCUGUAAGUAUGAUGUUUAGAAUAGUUUCUUAAUUCCCCCGCCCCCAAGCAUAUUCUGGUGUAAAAAAUUGUGCAUUCAUCAUCUACUGUGCUUUCAGUGGCAAGAUUGUGUAUGCAGAAUUUGGUAUCUGAAGGUCCGUGGGAAGUAUGACUUUAUUUUACACAAACCAACCCACCCACCCCUUCUACAAAAUAUAUAAUAGAUUCACUGUUUCAUUAGAAUCAGCACAAAAGAGAGGAUUGCAUUGCCAACAGUAACAAUAAAUUUCAUUUUCACUAAUCAUGGACAUUUGAUGAUUGGGGGGCUGGGGGGGACUAUGAAAAUUUAAGUCCAGAAUUAAGACUAUCUCCUUUGGGAUCAAGCCCCACAAAGCUGGGAAAUUAGACCCUAAGGCCAAUGCCUUAACAGGCAUGCCACACGAUCAAUAAGGAAGUUGUGCAAUGUCACCAAUUGUGUCCCAUAACCGUUGGCGGGAGGGGGGCAGGGGGAGGUUUAUUGCCUUUCAUCAUCCUUAUCCUGUUUUAUGGGGCCAGCUAGUAAAGGCUAAAUGAGAGCACCUUCCCAAGUGUGUCCUGAUUUCAGUGUGAACCGUUUUCUGAUGCCCCCUGGGGCUAUUUGGUUUAGAAAAAAAUACGACUGCGGGGAGACGCGAUAGAGGUCUAUAAAAUCAUGCAUGGUGUGGAGAAAGUGGAUAGAGAGAAAUUCUUCUCCCUCUCACAUAACACUAGAACCAGGAGUCGUCCCAUGAAACUGCCAGGAAAUUUAGGACCAGCAAACGGAGGUACUUUUUCAUAUAAUGCACAAUCAACUUGUGGAAUUCUCUGCCCCAAGAUGUGGUGACAGCCAACAAACUGGAUGGCUUGAAGAGGGGCUUGGAUAACUUUAUGGAGGUUUAGAGGCCACCUCCAGCCUCAAAGGCAGGAUACCUCUGAGUACCAGUUGCAGAGGAGUAACAGCAGGAGAGAGGGCAUGCCCUCAACUCCUACCUGUGGCUUCCAGCGGCAUCUGGUGGGUGGUGAUUCUCUUUAUUUAGCAGGGGGAGAGUAACUGGCCCUAUCCACUCCCAGGACAGUACCUCCAGUGACUGCUGGUGGUGUCUAUCUUAAGUUUCCUUUUAGAUUGUGAGCCCCUUUGGGGACAGGGAGCCAUCCUAUUGUUUUAUUUAUUUAUUAUUCCUCUGUGUAAACCGCCCUGAGCCAUUUUUGGAAGGGUGGUAUAGAAAUCAACCAACCAACCAAUCAAUCAAAAGUCCGAAGGUGCUGUAAGCUUGUUUAUUUAAGCCCAACACAGAACUGCCAAAGCCUUCUUCAGGGGCAAACAAGGACACAAAACAACACAGAAAUUUUAAAAAUGAUUUAAGAGGAGAGUUGGUCUUGUGGUAGCAAGCAUGACUUGUCCCCUUAGCUAAGCAGGGUCCGCCCUGGUUGCAUAUGAAUGGGAGACUAGAAGUGUGAGCACUGCAAGAUAUUCCCCUUAUGGGAUGGGGCUGCUCUGGGAAGAGCAGAAGGUUCCAAGUUCCCUCCCUGGCAACAUCUCCAAGAUAGGGCUGAAAGAGAUUCCUGCCUGCAAUUUGGGGGUAGCCGCUGCCAGUCUGUAUAGACAGUACUGAGCUAGAUGGACCUAAGGUCUGACUCAUUAUAUGGCAGAUUCCUACGUUCCUAUAAUAUACAAUCAAUAAACUCUUAAACAAAACAACCUGUUAUGAAAACUAUAAUCAUUGUACACUUACAUAUUAUCCCAUGUAAUCCUGUCACAAAAACACUUCUCCAAAGACAGGUAACACUCUAAAAAAUAAUAAUUUAAAAUAGAAGCUCAGUUUUGCAAAAGCAGUACUUGAGCAAAGCUAACACUGAAACCCAAUGUGCAAAUACUUACAUCUUAGACACUUAAAUCUUUGAGUAGCCAAAGCUAAUGGAGCACAUUUACUGCUAUCUCUCUGUUGUGAGCUUAUCACAUUUCUCCAUUCAACAGCAAAUUUAUACCCUUAGAUAAUGACCCAGCUGUGCUACAUUGCCUAACCAACAUGCUACUGUUGGAGAGGAGAGCUGGUCUUGUGGCAACAAGCAUGACUUGUCCCCUUAGCUAAGCAGGGUCCGCCCUGGUUGCAUAUGAAUGGGAGACUAGAAGUGUGAGCACUGCAAGAUAUUCCCCUUAUGGGAUGGGGCUGCUCAGGGAAGAGCAGAAGGUUCCAAGUUCCCUCCCUGGCUUCUCCAAGAUAGGGCUGAGAAAGAUUCCUGCCUGCAACCUUGGAAAAGCCAGUGCCAGUCCGUGAAGACAAUACUAAGCAAGAUAGACCAAUGUUCAGACUCAGUAUAUGGCAGCUUCCUAUGUUACUUAAGGAGAAUAAUCCUCAUCCUUCACCCCAAGAUCUAACUCCUCAUUUAAACCAGCUGGAGGUUUUACAGACAGGGCUCCCCACACACCCCGAAUCCAAUCCUGAUUGGAGUGUGCCAGUGACAGUCCACAUAUUUGCUGGAUUUAAUCCAACCUCCCUGCGGGCUAUCAGGGACCAGGACAGACAGGGCUUAGAUUCUCCCCAAAUGGAGGCUGCAAAUUCUGGCUUUGCCCGAGUUAUGUGUGUGUGGGGGUGUGUGUGGUAAAAAACCCUCUAUGUUCAGCAGCUUUUGGAAAAAAACCUCUGGUGCUUCUGCUUUCUCCAAAGGUGUCGAUGGAGGUGCUGAUGGCUCUGUGAGUGAUCCAUCUAAUCCCUCGAAUUAAAAUGCCUCCAAUCUGCUGCGAAGCAGGUUUGCUCUUCAGAUACCCUGAGGCAUGUGUGAAAAGCUCCGAGGAGGCUUUACACACAGGGCUUCUGCCCCAAUCUCCUUCAGAAGAGAGUGUGUGCAUUCACACACCAGCCAAACCUACCUCGAAGUCCCUUAAGGAUUUUUGGACCCACUCCACAUGACUCUCUGGCUGGAUGUGUGCCGGGGCCCCUGGGGAUGGUUUUUCCCUGGGUCAAAGGAUCCAAGACUAGCUAGUUGUGGGCAGCCAAAGCAGACUGACUUCCUCCCUCAUCGUGUAAAACACCCCGAGAUGUGACUUUUGGGUGCAUAUAGAGAUGUGAAAUAAAUUUUAAAAAUAACAUCUCUUUUCUUUUCUUUUCUUUUCUUCUUUUCAGGAGAAGAGGAGGGGAGGAAAGUGGGGAGGAAGGCAAUUACAUCGGACAGCCGGGAGGUGGUCCGGAAGCUGCUGCUGCCACCCCUGGUCAGGUCCACCCUUUCCCUUGGUGACCCAGCCCCUGUGGCUGGGCCACCAACGGAAAGGGUGAGGUCCGCCAAAAAAAGGCGGACUAAAACCCACCUGGCCAGGGACGCACCCAGCACCCAGGUGAGGCCCCCACGGGAGGGCAGCCCACCAGCCCUCCCACGGAGGAUCGAGGCUCGGCGGGGGCCCAAGGUACCAGGUGGGGGCGUGCCUUCUGGGGGGAAACCCCUUCCCCACAAGGAGGAGGGGAGCCCCCCCAGAAGGAGGCCGGAGGUGGCAGCGGCGGUUAAAAUCCUCCAACCUAUCCCCAGGAGGAACCUGGAGCUUGGGGAGCCUGGGCGGGACUUCAUCCCUCUGGGGCAGGACCGUCUUUCUGGCUUGUCCAGGGAGUCGGUUCCUCCCCAGACUUCUUUAAAAAACCAUCCCAGGAUGAACGCCCUGACCCCGAUGGGCCGGCCUCUGCUGAAGCCGUUACCGUCAUCCUGGCAACCGCCAGAGGCUCAGCAGAGGCCCGACCCGUCGCCAGCGCUAUCUAUCCAAGCGCUGAGGCUCCCCAAGGCAGAGCCAGCCCCUUCCUCCUCGGGGAUUCCGCCGCUCCCCUCCGGCUCUGUGGCCCUUCAAUCGCCACCACGCCCCCGCCCGAAGGCACGCCCUUGGGGAGAGAGACUGUCACCUAUUCCUCCCCAAGGGCCGUGCCUCGUGGUCAGAGGCCUCCGCCCGCUGCGCGAUCCUCCGGUGGGGACCCUCUGGGUGCGUGGCAGCAGCGGUGGACGGACCCCACCAAACACCCCCUCCCGGCUGCUGCGGCCCCUCCCCUAAAUCUCCCCAACUCUCUCCUGCCAUGGUGAAGAGGGCCCCCCCGCCCCGCCCCGCCCCGCCCGCCCGCCCGCCCGCCUAUGUUUGCAGAACACCUAUGUGGACCCACCACCGAGCCACCUGGGGGUCGGGGUUGUGCACCACUGCCUGCCGGGGAAGGGUGAUGAAAUCUGGUCCUCCCCAACGCAGAGUGGCCUUUUGUACAGAAGACUCCCGUCAGCAGCAUCCAUCCCCCAGCCACAGCCAAGCUCUUCCCCUGUCCUGCCAGGUUCUCUUCUUUGUGCCCACCACCAGAUAUCUGAAAGACAUAGAGCCAGAACCAUUGAAGGGCCCAGUUCAUAAGAUUGUCCCAGGAGACCUAGUCUUGAUCGAAAAGUGGAAAAAGGAACCCCUUGAAAAUCGAUGGGACGGUCCAUUCUUGGGCUUACUCACAACUGACACUGCAAUUAAAGUCCAAGGCAAUAAAACCUGGAUACACCAUACGUGGGUAAAACUGGCACCCGAAGAAGCGCAAGAGAAGUGGACAAUCAAGCAAGGACCAGGACUGAAAUUGACCAUUCGGAAAACUCCACCGGAUAGUGAACAAUUUCCCUGGGAUUUGGAGGAAGAAGGAACACUUGAAGGAGCUCUGGUGCUAACCAAAGACACUAAUAACUCAUUUCCUUCACAGGAAACCUGAAAACCACAGUCGGACAUAGAACUAGAAUGCUAAAAAUUAAUGUUUGUUUAAUGUUAUUUACAUAGAGAUGAAGGUCCUUUCCAUAAUAGGGAUAAUUUUCAUUUUUAGGACUUAUUUAGUGGAGGGAGUAAAACAUCCACAUGUAAAAAUUUUGCAGGCUAUCGUUAACGUGACAACAUUGAAAAAUUGUUGGAUCUGUACACACGCAGAUAUAUAUUCAGAAGAAAAAAUUGCCCUAGUAAGUGGACCAGUGCCAUUAGAAUGGUGGAUACGGAAGCCCAAAAUGGGAUGGGCUCCGGUUUGGGUUUCAGACACGGAUUUGGCUUGGAGACCUACCAGAGUAGAAAAAGGGAAACGUAUAUGGACAUUUUCAAGGCAUUGGGAAAGAAAUUGGCUUUCUAAGGGUAUACCUGAAUUUUUUGUAGAAACUAUGAUGCCACAUCCCAUAUGUAUAGAAAAUGAGAAUGGAACGGGAAAAUACUUAGGGGCUAUCCCCUACCCACUCUGUGCCCACACUCUAGAAUUCUCUACAGAGGACGGAGAAUGGUGGCCAAUGGAUAACCAAUACAGGACUGAGUGUGAUGGCACUAACCUAAAUGUGGAGAAUUAUUUUUCUAUCCAAGGGAAAAAUGCACCGGUGGUUUACUUAAAUUUUACCCAAGGGGGAUGGCUUAAUGAGUCACAGAGUAUCUGGAAUUAUACACUUUAUUACCAUGAACGGUUAAGCAUAUUGAUAAAUAAAACAAGUACAGAUUACAAAACGUGUAAGAAUACUUCAUAUAGGUGGAACCAGCCCUUAUAUUAUGUAUGGCGAAGUAUCGCUGGUGCUUUUCAGAGAGACAGUGAGCAAACAAAUGGCUGGUUUACACAAUCUAAGGAAUACGAUUUAGCCUUACAAUGCAGCCAGCUGUUAAACCCUCAGGACCGACAAGCGGGAUCCACAAGUAACAAAAGAGGGUCGGGGAACUUUCUCACCUUAAUAAUAAAUGACCCCGGAGUAUAUUGGGUAUGUGGACGAGCUGUAUACAAAGCCUUACCCCCUGGAUGGAGUGGACGGUGCGCACCAUCAUAUAUAACCCCCCAAAUCAAUGUGUACACUCACCUAAAUGCAUCAAAAGUAGUUAAUCUGGGGAGUUUCAUUCAUCGAAUAAAAAGGGAAGAGAGAGGAACGAUUUACAACCCAAUAGUUGAAAGAAAUACAGGUUUCCAAAGAGCUUGGAGGGUUAUAAUCCCGGCUCUGGGGGUAGCAGAGUUGGAAAGAGCGAUUAUAAAUAUUUCAAGGGAAAUGGAGACAGGAUUUAAUGCUACACUUACAACUCUUCUAGACUUACAAGAAGAAGUUAGCUCCUUGUCAUCCAUGGUUAUACAAAAUCGGAAGGCAUUGGACAUUUUGGCAGCACAACAAGGGGGAGCCUGUGCUUUAAUUGGAGAGAAAUGCUGCUAUUACGUGAAUAAAGAAAAACAAAUAGUAGAGAAGGCUCAGGAUUUGAAAGAUACCUUAACGGUAGUCCAUAGUAUUUCUCAACAGGACCCUUCGGAAAUUUGGGACUGGUUAACAAAUUGGAUGCCAGAUUGGGAACGGUGGGUCAAGAAAUUAAUGUUGUUCCUCUUGCCUAUAAUUUGUAUUUUAAUCGUCAUUUGUUGCUGUAUACAAUGGAUCCCACACUGUGUAACCCGGGCAAUGACAUGUGUAAAGAGGGAAACUAUGCCCCGGGUAAGAUAUCAUCGCACCAGAAGGGGCUAAGGAAUUAGCUUCCACAAAAGAAAAGGGUGGAAUUGAUAUACUCAGAAAACCAAUUUCAUACUGAGAGGCUUAAAACACACUAUAUGAUAAGAACUUAAUUAAAGGUUAUCUCUGGAAUUUCCUCUCUAGCCCCAACUGUUAUCUCUGAGACUUCCUCUGUAGCUCAACCGUUAUCAUCGGAAUCUCCUCAGCAAUUUCUAUUGUUAUUAUUUACCUACAAGUGAGAUAAUGUAAUCAUUAUGUAAUUACUUGCCUACGUGAUCUGUAAAGUAUAAAAGUCUGUUGUAAAUGAUGCUCGGGGUUCUGGAAUUUAGGCAAUAGCUGGCCAGAACCUUUGCUUCUGCAGAGCAAAUAACAAAGCCUU
Hemicordylus capensis (graceful crag lizard) is the source of this 7935-nucleotide messenger RNA. Its product is annotated as endogenous retroviral envelope protein HEMO-like. NCBI's taxonomy places the organism in Eukaryota, Metazoa, Chordata, Lepidosauria, Squamata, Cordylidae. The record is from RefSeq and is a predicted model, not a curated record. The coding region runs from base 5895 to 7571 and encodes 558 amino acids. The transcript has 3 exons.